AUGUUCCUCCGACGCGCGUCCAAGCUCUCUCGACCGCUCUGCGCGCACGUCCGCGGGUUCGCCUCGGCCGUGCCCGAGACCAUGACGGCGGCGGUGAUCCGAGAGACGGGACCGGCGUCGGCGAUGAAGAUUGAAAAGGAUUAUCCGACGCCGAAGCUCGCGAAGGGCGGCGUCAUCGUGAAGAACCGGUACUCUGGGAUUAACUUUAUCGAUACGUAUCAUCGAAGUGGAUUGUAUAAACGUGAAUUGCCGUUCAUUGGUGGACAGGAGGGCGGUGGAUACAUCGCGGCGGCGAGCGAGGAGGCGAUCGCGCAAGGGGUCAAGGUUGGCGACCGCGUGAGCUACUCGAGCGUGUUCCAGACGUACGCGCAGUACACGGCGGUGCCGGCGAGUAAGGUGAUCACGGUGCCGGAAAAUAUUCCUCUGGAUGUCGCGGUGUCGUGCGGGGUGCAAGGCAUGACGGCGCACUACCUCACGCACUCGGCGCACGCCGGUUUGGUGCAACCGGGUGAGUGGAUGCUCAUUCACGGCACCGGCUCCGGUACGUGUCAGUGGGCGGCGCAAAUGGCCAAGCUUCGCGGAUACAAGGUUAUUGGCACGUGCUCCAAGAGCAAGGAAGACAUCGCGCGCGCCACGGGCGUCGAUGAGCUCAUCGUCUACGACGAAGCGCCGGGCACGUCUUACGAGGACUACACCUCGGUCGAUCUCGUCCCGCGCGUGAUGGAAAUCACCAAGGGUGAGGGCGUCAAGGCUGUCAUCGAUGGCAUCGGUCUCGCCACGUACGAGACCUCCAUCGAUGUCUUGGCCCGCCGCGGUAUCUUUGUUUCCUUUGGUAACGCCUCGGGUGCCGUCCCGGCGUUCCCGCCGCUUCGAUUCAUCAACAAGUCCGGCUACCUCACUCGUCCGAAGUUGAACGACUACACCGUCACCCGCGCCGAACUCAUGGAACGUGCGAACGACAUCUUCGGCUGGAUCGCCUCAAACAAGCUCCAAGUUGCCGUCGACCGUUGCUUCCCGCUCGAGCAAGCCGUCGAGGGUCACGAAUACCUCGAGGCGGGCAAGUCUCGCGGCAAGGUGCUCUACGAAAUCCCGGAAUGA
Molecule: messenger RNA, 1098 nt
Organism: Ostreococcus tauri
Lineage: Eukaryota; Viridiplantae; Chlorophyta; Mamiellophyceae; Mamiellales; Bathycoccaceae
Product: Alcohol dehydrogenase superfamily, zinc-type
Exons: 2
Coding region: 1-1098 (365 amino acids)
Biological process (GO): cellular response to oxidative stress
Cellular component (GO): cytoplasm
Molecular function (GO): quinone reductase (NADPH) activity
Source: RefSeq, a predicted model, not a curated record